UAAUUGAAAGUACCACUAACUAAACCUAACUAAAUAAACAAUCAAAACAAAGCAGCAUCCAGGUCCUCCAAACAGGAGGCGGGGAGGCACCUCGCCAUGUUCAGGUGGUGCAUCUUUAUAGCUGCCAUUUCCAGCAGGCUCAGGUGGGGCUCGUUAGCUGCCAAUCAACCUCCUGAAAGACAGAGUAGGCAGCAAACAGGACACAGACCCCUAGUGGAUGGGAGGGGUCGUCACAUAUCUCAUUGCUUUGAUCUGUACUCAAACUAAAUGCUAGUGAGGAACAUCUUCUCCUAUGACUGGAGAUGUUAAGUAUAACGGUGAUAAGCACACAGUCUUUAAACACAUGGUGAUAUAUCUAUUAGUGACGUAUUCUACCUGUGUUCACCUGUAGUGUCUCCCUUAACCUGAGUUUCUCCAUUUAAACCUAAUGAUUCAAACAUGCUUUGUCUUUCAGGUGUCGUCAGAAAGGUUGUUGAGGGCGGGAGUGAUGUGAUCUUACCUUGUUCCCUCAGCAACAAGCAGGACAUCGUAGGAGCUGUCUUUGACUGGAAGAAAGUAGCUCAGAAAGGUCAACGUCAGAAGGAGGUUUUCUUUUAUGAUGCAGGUGUUCAUUACAACAACGGCCGUCCUGGUCAGAGUGAGCAGUUCAAAAAACGAGUCUCACAUUUUGAAGAUCAACUGAAACACGGCAUCGCCUCCAUAAGCAUCAGAAAUACCAAGAUGGCCGACAGUGGAAACUACAGCUGUGCUUUUCCACGUCUUCAGACACCUCAAACUUUCUACAUUGAGCUAGUUGUUGUUGCAGCAGCUCCAGAGCCGUUCAUCAGGACGCUUGAUGCCACAGAUGUCUGGGCGCUGUUACAGUGUGAGGUUCGAGGUGCUUCUCCACAACCUGCAGUAGAAUGGCAGGACAGUGAUGGAAACAGACUUCCUGCUGAGGAACCACAGGUCUCAGCGAGAGGAGGCAGCUACGACGUCACUCUGUACAUCACCUUGAAGAAGACGGGCCGCUAUCGCUGUGUAGUCGAGCAGGAAGACAUCAAGCACAGAAUGACUUCUGAGACCUUUGUGCACAUCAGUAAGCAUGUGCCUAGAGACUGGAUCGGAUGGGUUGCUGGAUUUAUUUUUGGAGGUGUCAGUGUUCUUGCAGUUCAAGCUCUGCUUGUUUAUAGGAAGUGCAUCACAAUACGCCGCAAGAACAGUCCUCAUCAGCAGGGACAAGCUCCGGUUGACAAGAAAAAAGCUAACAGGGACAUCAGUUCAUGUGGAGAUCCUUCAGGUCUGCUACCUGAGUCAAAGGACGCUUCAUAGCUCUAUAGCUCUGUGGCUCAGUGUGUGUGUGUGUGUGUGUGUGUGUGUGUGUGUGUGUGUG
This is a messenger RNA of Anarrhichthys ocellatus (wolf-eel), 1372 nucleotides long. RefSeq names its product butyrophilin-like protein 10. Gene Ontology annotation, cellular component: external side of plasma membrane. Gene Ontology annotation, biological process: regulation of cytokine production; T cell receptor signaling pathway. The record is from RefSeq and is a predicted model, not a curated record. The transcript is spliced from 4 exons. Bases 439 to 1311 code for a protein of 290 amino acids. NCBI's taxonomy places the organism in Eukaryota, Metazoa, Chordata, Actinopteri, Perciformes, Anarhichadidae. Gene Ontology annotation, molecular function: signaling receptor binding.